Messenger RNA from Paramuricea clavata, 23807 nucleotides. NCBI's taxonomy places the organism in Eukaryota, Metazoa, Cnidaria, Anthozoa, Malacalcyonacea, Plexauridae. The record is from the annotation of a GenBank genome assembly.
GAUUAAAAGCGAUAAUGGAUCACCAGUUACGUCAUACAUUCUGCAAUGGGAUAAAGGAGAGAGUGAUGGACAGUUUGAGGAAAUAUAUGAUGGUCGAAAUAAACAGUAUAAGUUUAAUCAUAAAUUUCCACCGAAAACGACAUAUCGCUUCCGUGUUAAAGCAAUAAACAAAAUUGGUGAAAGGUACGUUAAAGUACAGCUGGUAUAAAAGUUAAAACAUUUCGAAGGAUAGUGUCAUAUUCUGAUUGAAACAGGUUUGGGGAAUAAAAAUUUCAAUCUUUAUCUAGUUUAGAGCACACAAUAGCUUUACAGAGAAGUAGAAACAUUGAUGGUUUUGUUUUUUGAAGCAAAUACUGAGUUUUAUAAUACAUGCAGGCAUGUGUUAUCAGCCUCAACCUACGACUGUAGGUAAUAGGAUAUGAUGUGACAAAAACGUCAUUAAAUAAUUUCUUAUUUAUGCACUUGACAAUCGCAAGUCGCGUCAGUUAUUUUAUCUUAGCAGGAAUUGUGUUAAUCAGAAUAUAUAAUUUCUUUGUUAUAAUUGCAUGCGUAUAAAAGUUGUGCAAUUGUUUUCUAUGUGGGCAUGCAGGCAAUGACUUUUUUAGGUAAUGUAUACAGCAAAAGUGGCCGUGCAUGGUGUAUCAAAAAUGCAAACUCGAGCCGAGGGCGAGAGGUUGUGUGUCUGAUACUAUAUAUAACACGGAGGCUAAUGAUGUUAUAGCUUGUGAAAUGUGAAAAUUUCAACGGUUGUGUUUCUCUGGACGACUUACGCGAACAAGAAAAGUGGCACGACUCGUCGUGUCUCCUGUGUCACAACGUGCCCAAGGAGCAGACUAUGCACCUAAGCACUGCACAGCGAUUAUUAUUGCAUUGAGUUUAAAAGUGUCCUUAUAUUUUAGUGAAUUUAGUCCAGAACUUCACUACACUUCAAGUGCUGGGGUCCCAUCUACUCCUGAUCCACCAUCUUUGGUUCAAGCAUCUGCUAGUUCAUUACAGCUUUCCUGGAAAAAACCCAAUACUAAUGGCGGUACGUGUUAAGUAAUACUUCCUGUAAGGGUCUGAAUAAAAUGCACAAUUGUUUGUAAGCAGUAUUACUGUACUUAAUUAUUAUAUACUGUACGUUCAUGAAGCAGCUCAUGCUGGGCGAGGAUGCUGUAAUUAUGCUUUUUUUCUUCUUUUUUUUAAUUUAUCCAUCAGCCCAGCAAGAAUAAAAAUAUUUAACUUUCUGGCUUUUACAUUGUGUUAUGCACCAUUUUUUAUGCUAACAUUGAGGCCUUAACGUUGCAUAGAAUGAUGGGACCAUUUUGGAGGGCUGUUUAUGGUAUUUUAACGCUAUUAUCAAUUGAACGUGGUUCUAGCUACAACUUUGAUUUACGAUAUCUUCCCAACCUUAGCUUUUCCACGCAGUUAUACGCUUAUGAAUAUUCAUUUUUCAAACUGGACCAUGAAUUUAUUCCGUAUACUGAGUUUUAUUUAGAAUACGUCAAGUGCAACCUCGUUCCCAUAGAGGGAAGAGCCUGGGAACGAGGUUGCUUUAAGUGCAGUUGGGUCCCCAUCUGCUCCUGAUCCACCUCUUUGAUUCAAGCAACAGCCAGUUUAUCAUGAUGCAUGCAAUCGUUGAGUGAAGAACAUGUUUAUAGGUGCAGCUUUGGUUCAAUCGUACAUAGAUGUAUUUUCCACAUUUUCCAUUUCACGGUUAAAUAUGCCUUUUCUGCUAUAAAUACUGGGACUGAUUGUAUAUUUUUACAAAUUGUUAUUACAGCUGAAAUAACAGAGUAUAUAUUACAAAUGGAUGACGAGUAUCAGGUCAGAUAUUUUAUCCGUCAUGCCCUAUACAUUCGAAAUCAAUUAAAUACUGUAUGCAACUGGUCACACUUGCCUCUCAACCUAGUUUACCUAUCUUACAUGUACAAAGUCUAAUCUUUUGCUUGGCUUUGCCUGCUUUUCCACCCGUUUCCUACAAUAAGUCCUACAAUAAGAUAUAUUAUUGAAUGUAUUAUAGGGUACUCUGCUUAUUACAAUAAUAUUCGUGGUUUUGGAUUCGUACAUUCUCAAUAAAUUGUACCAAAUUAUGAAACAUAUUUAUAUACGUCCAUAACAGGGUUAUGGUUUCUUACCUGUGUAUCGAGGACUUGACCAGACGUGUAUUGUUAGAGAUAACGUGAAACGGAAUACAUCAUACAAGUUUAGAGUAAGUUGAUAUUUAUGAAUCAGACAUAAUAAACCUCAUUUAUUAAUGACUGUCAAAUUCAAAUGCGUUUGCAGCGUAUGUAUAUAUAUAGAGGAUAUUAGACGCGGUUUGCGAAGAGAUAUGGAUUUUAUGUUCGAGUGGCAAAAACAAUAUCUCACGAGUGAGCGCAGCGAACGAGUGAGAUAUUGUUUUUGACACGAGAACAUAAAUCCAUAUCUUCUCGCAACCGUUUAAUGUUCUGUUUAUUGUAUGGACUUAUUCAGAGUGACAAAAAUACUCACAAAGACGACAUGUAAAUAAGCACGCGAAAGACCAGUGUAAAAGCGAUAUUUUUUAAAAUAAUAGUGCAGACAUAAAACUUGAAUAAAUUUUACAUAUCUCAAGAUGUCUUUUAAAUGUUUUCGUUUUAUUUCCAACGUUAAUUUCGUUUCAAAUACGAACGAAAGACCAUUUGUAUUUUCAAAACAACAAUGAAAAUGGCGGGAAAUUUUCAGAACUUCGUAUGUCACUAACAGGGGUGAAAUACGGAAAAUACGCGCACCUGGUCCCGGAUGUAGUGACGUAUGAGUUCUACGCGAGUGUUUUAGUUUCCAGUAAAACACCAUUGUCCAUAUAAUAAAUAUAUUUAUUAAAUAAACAUAAGUGUUAUAUAGAGUUUUUGGCCACUGAGAAAAAUCUUAUUUAAACACACGUAAAAAUACGAUAUUUUUACGUGUGAAAAUAUCAUUUGUUGUAAAACGCAUUGCCACGGACUUUUUAUUAACACUCGAAAUAAAUCCGGUAUUUCCGCGCUCCCAUGUAUUAUUCUCUAUAUAUGUAUUGUUCUGAAUCGAAAAUUAUUUUCAAAUAUAACAAGGGCAGUUGGGUCCCUUUAUAUGAACAUUUAUCUACGGUUGGCCCCUUGCCCAAGGUGGUGAAGCUACCUGGCACGGUUGGUUAUCUUCAUGCAGUUGGUAGUUUUCUACUGUUUUACAGACUUACUAAUUAUCAUUACAAAUAUAUUGUACCUGUCAGACAACAUGCAAAUUUUAAAGAAUUAAAUUGUAUUUCAUUCUUACGCGUGCACGUUGUUUAGUUGUCUGCCAUCAACGUGCAAGGAGAAAGCAAAUGGAGUGACAUUGUUUCAUUCUCAACAGGAUGUCAGGCCCCAGGUAGGCUAAUUAAUUAUUAACUAAAGUUCUUUGUAGUUUUGCAUGCUGGUGAUAAUAAAUGCAAUAAUAAAAAACGUCCCACCAGCCUAGCUUUUGUAUAACAGUACCCUGGUUCCAGAUUUUUAUUUUCAUUAAGGAAUGACGAAAGGAAAGCAAACCUCUGGUUGAAAGGGCCAAGUAGCACCUCACUAUCGUGUAACGGCAUCCAAUUAACACGUGACAAUAUAAUUAUUUGUGUAAUUGUCCAAUCAGGAAACCGAGUCAGAAUCUGACCCUAGUUUAUUAGACAUACUCCCGGUGUACUUCCUUUUUGUUGUUGCUGCACCUGAUGGAGGGCAAAUUAUUUUAAAUAAAACAAAAGAUAAAUAUAAUAAACCGAUUGACGCGGUACGAUCAAUCAAUUGUUGCUUUGAACCAGAGGUGUAUUUUCCCUUCGCCAUUUCUAAUAUUACAUGCAAUGAAAAUAAACGUCUGAAACCAGGGUAUUAUAACAGACUGGAAAUUUGAGAAAAACGUCCGUCGCUACCUCGAGAUUCCAAGGUAGAGUAAACCGACACCACGAAGCAAAAAAACCCACGAGAAAGCAAAGGAAAAAGGAAAGGGAUAUGCAGAUAAACGUCGACCUACGAAAUCAACUAUAUAAUAUCAAGGUUGGCGUUACGGUGCUAUAGUAAAACAGAAGCAAGAACAAAUUCUCAACAAACUUUGCAAUAACGUCGUUCAUAUAGUAAUGUUUUCUAAGGGUUCAAAAAUAGUUGCAGAAAAUGAUAAACAUUUCGUUGUUUAAAAAAAUUCAUGACAACAUUGAAAGUGACGAGGAAGAGUUGAUUGACAUGCGGGACAAAAGAAGCGAAACAAUUGGUCAGUAUAGUAAUAGGAGAAAGAGUAAGAAGUAGGAACUGAGAUAAGAAAGGAACAGUAUAGGAUCUGCGGAAGUUGGUGUAAUUAUGAGCAGCUAUGGGAUCAUGCGAGUUGUUGAUGCAUCUGACCUCCAUAAGAAAGAGCGACAAGAGCAGCAUGGCUCCGACUGUGACCAGCGGACGAGGAAGCAGGGCCAGAAGCAAUAAUAUUAGUAGCUGUGAUAGAAUGAGCUAGAGCAACAGUGACGCCUGUAUUCUAAAAGCUCACUUACAGUCAAAUAGUGGAGGUUCAAUCUGAGCUUCUCUUGAGUGCCAAUCAGUUUUUGAAUAGCUGAAGGGUUAGUGUCGUUACUAACUCUUUGACUGCUCACCCUCUCGCUAUUCAAAAACAGAUUGGCACUCAAGAGAAGCUCAGAUUGCAUCUCCACUCUUUGAGUAUGAGUGAGCUUUCAGAAUACAGGCGCAAGAGAUUGAGAGGAAUCAAGAGCAGCAGCAGGAAAUGCAUGGGAACUGAAACUCAUGCAAGAGUAGCAACAAGAAGAGUAUGUGCAGCAGUAUCACAAUCACUCAGAGAAAUAAGAGUAGCCGCCAUAGCGACACACCAGCCAAAGUCGAGGUGAAAGCAUUUCUGAUGAGCAUGAGAGUAAUGUACUGAUUUAAUUCAGAUAGAAUAAGAAUAAAUUUGUCUUUCCAAUAAAUGUUUUUCAAGUGUUUUGUAAAUUUUCGAUAACAAAACAAAUAUAGCAAAUGCUUGUGUGAUGUUACUCUGAGUGUACAUCCACACCGGGCAUGCUUGAAAAAUAUGCCUCGCCGCGGUGGGAUUCGAACCUACGACCUUUGGAUUACUAGCCCUACGCUCUGCCAACUGAGCUACGCGGUUAGGUCGGUUCGAGUAAGCGAUAUUUCGUAUUCCAAAGGUCGUAGGUUCGAAUCCCACCGUGGCAAGGCAUAUUUUUCAAGCAUGCCCGGUGUGGAUAUACACUCAGAGUAACAUCACACAUGCAAGUUAGAGUUAUAAACCGAGUAUAGGAGGUUUAUAACUGAUAUAUUGCCCCCGAGGACGCGUAGAGUCCGAGGGCAAUAUAUCAGUUAUAAACCGACUUUCGAGGUUUAUAACUAACUUAUUUUUCACCCUGCUCGGUUUCCUUUGUUCUUAUCGGGGAAUAUAUUCAAUAUUCCCCUCUAAUCAAUUUCCGUUUAAUAAUCCCCUCUAAUAUUCACCCGCAAUGUCUUUGCAGCACAAAAAAUGAGAAAAAACAACAUCACGAAGGCAACAUGCCAUUAAGAAUUAUUUCUAUUCUGACUCAUUAACGCGACCUCGCAUUGUGAAAAAUAAGUACGUUAUUUUGAGGCACCUCGGGGAUAUGUGUUUAUUCACAAUAAAUCACAUAUCCCCUCGUUGCCUCAAAAUAACCUAUACUUAUAUCACAUUUGUGGAGGUUUUCUAACAUAUUUUGUCAUUUUCAAAAAAUUUUAAUGAAAAAUUCUCGCGUUUUGUCUACAAGUUAAUCUAAUCAUUUAUUCAAGGUAUAUAAGCUAGUUAUAAACCUCGGACGAUCAAAGAAAACCGACACAAAUGUGAUAUAAGUAUAGGUUAUUUUAAGGCAACGAGGGGAUAUGUGAUUUAUUCACCGAGGCGCGCAGCGCCGAGGUGAAUAAACACAUAUCCCCGAGGUGCCUCAAAAUAACGUACUUAUUUUUCACACUGCGAGGUCGCGUUAAUGAGUCAGAAAAGAAAUAAUUCUUAAUGCCAUAUUGCCUUCGCGAUGUUGUUUUUUCACAUUUUUUGUGCUGCAAAGAUGCCAUAUUGCCUUCGCGAUGUUGUUUUUUCACAUUUUUUGUGCUGCAAAGACAUUGCAGGUGAAUAUUAGAGGGGAUUAUUAAUUGCAGGUGAAUAUUAGAGGGAUUAUUAAUUGCAGGUGAAUAUUAGAGGGAUUAUUAAUUGCAGGUGAAUAUUAGAGGGGAUUAUUAAAUUAGAGGGGAAUAUUUGAAAAUAUUCCCCGCUAAGAACAAAGGAAACCGAGCAGGGUGAAAAAUAAAGAACGGAAAUUGAUUAGAGGGGAAUAUUGAAUAUAUUCCCCGCUAAGAACAAAGGAAACCGAGCAGGGUGAAAAAUAAAGCAUCUUAUUUUUCACCCUGCUCGGUUUCCUUUGUUCUUGUCGGGGAAUAUAUUCAAUAUUCCACUCUAAUCAAUUUCCGUCCUUUGUUCUUGUCGGGGAAUAUAUUCAAUAUUCCACUCUAAUCAAUUUCCGUUUAAUAAUCCCCUCUAAUAUUCACCUGCAAUUAAUAAUCCCCUCUAAUAUUCACCUGCAAUGGUCUUUGCAGCACCAAAAAUGAGAAAAAAACAACAUAACGAAGAAUAAUCCCCUCUAAUAUUCACCUGCAAUGUCUUUGCAGCACCAAAAAUGAGAAAAAAACAACAUAACGAAGGCAAUAUGACAUUAAGAAUUAUUUCUAUCCUUAUUCAUUAAUGCGACCUCGCAGUGUGAAAAAUAAGUACGUUAUUUUGAGGCACCUCGGGGAUAUGUGUUUAUUCACCUCGGCGCUACGUGCCUCGGUGAAUAAAUCACAUAUCCCCUCGUUGCCUUAAAAUAACCUAUACUUAUUCACCUGGGUACAUUACACCAACACAGCAAAUAUCAUAAAUAUAGCAAAUGUUAUACUUGGUAAAUGACGUACGUACCUUGAGUAAACCUUGUGAUAACCAAGUGCAAAAUGAUAACUAAACAUCCGUAUUUAGUAGAAUCAUACUAGUAUUAUACCAUUGCAAGUGCUGUAAUUUGAUUGGCUACUCUACUAGCUAUCUAUUCCUCGAUAGAUAGCGAGUAGCAAAACAACAAUUUUCCUGGCGUAUUUAAAAAAAAAUGGCUUCUGAGGAAUAUUUUAUGUUUGAUCUCUGAUUCUACCAAAACAAUUAUAGAUUAGAAAUCUCAUAGAAAUCUCGAGCUCGUAAUGUAAUUGUUAUAUAGUGUCACCGUUAUAGUCCUUUAUAAAUUUAUCUUAGGGCGAUAGGUUUGUGAAGUCAAACUCUUUAAAUCAAUCUCUCGUAUCUGUCGAUAAUCAUUUAUAGGUCGUAUGUUGCCUCCAAUACUGGAAGGAAAAGUUCAUACGAAAUCAUUUAUGGUGUCAUGGGGUAUGUUCAGGGCCGUAGCUAGAAGCGAUAAUUGCAUGGGGGGGGGGGUAUAUUAAUAUAUUCAUGUUCACACACCGUAAAAACAAUCGCUUUCAAAAGAAAUCCGUCGGGCAGAACACGAUUAUAUGAAUAUGCACCCCCUCCCCCAAUUAUCGGUUUAGCUAUAUACGGCCCCGGGUAUGUUUUGCACUUAUGAAAGCAGGUUAUGAAAACUUAUUUGUAUACUUAAUCUACUGAUACAAACGAAAGUAAAAUAUCAAAACGAACAAUAUUUACAAUUGAACUACCACUGGAAUUUUUUUCACUGAAUUCCUUACUAUACCUAUGGAGAUAGUAUGGAUCUUAAUUGAAAAUCCAAUAUUCAUACUAGCUAAUUGCAAUUUCCAUACUAUGGAUAUAGUAUUAGUAUGAAAAUAGUAUCCAUACUGUGGAUUUAGUAUGCAAAUUCCAUAGCAUGAAUUUCACUAUUUUUUCCAGUGUACACCCACAAAUAAAUCGGCCAAGUGCAGCUUGUCCAAGCGAGAUGUAUAUAGUAUAUAUAGACACGAUAAAUUUGAGCAAUGGCGUGGAAUUUCAAUCUACACCGUAGAAUAAUGCAAAACACGAAAUAAUGUAGUACUUGAAGGCAAGCGGAGGGAAAAUUGCACGUAAUAUAUGUUGAUUAUCAGCUGGCUUAGUCUGCCUCCUAAUUGUUGUGGUGUUAACAUUUUACGCAAUGUUUUAUUAAAUACGCGAAAGAUAUUGCAUGCGCUUACUACUUUAGUCUCUAUUGCUUUCAGUGUUUUACAGUGCAUCUUGUAUCCUUGCUGAUGCAUUGUUAAUUUUAUAUUACUGAUGAAAAGUACUUCAGUGCAUGUGGACUAAUUAUUAUUUUUAAGAAUGUUUCGCAGAAUUUACACAUUGAUUUCAUAAUAUUGCAUGUGUCAAGUAUUCCAUUUUUCCCUUUCAAAAGUUUUCCAAUGCGUCGUUGGGAGUAGUAGUCUAAAUACUUACCUAGAUCAUACGACUGCUCAACUAUUUUAUAAGCUUACUCCACUAUUUCUUUUAUAUAUUUCUGUAUUUUUUGCAGUUGCUCCUAGUGAUGACGGCGGAAGCGAGAUUGUCAGUUAUAGCCUGGAAGUGAACAGCGGUCAAGGUAAUGAACGUUUUGCUAGGUUCUGUUUCAGGUUCUGUUCUGUUUCUGUAAGAUACGCAGCAGUUAUAAGGGCAAAAAGUCGACACUUUUCUUCCUAUAAUUUUUAAAUAUGCUUGUAAUUUACAAAAUAUCUGGAUGCCCUCGUGGAAAUUAGCGAACCGUUGACGAGGUUAUAGCGUCUUUAUAAAUAACGUUUCACAUAGUCUCACCUAUAUACCUAUAUACAUGCUAUAAUAAUGGAUGUAUCUAUUUUUAAGGCGGUUCAUUUCAAGAGGUGUAUAGGGGAGUGGAUACAAGCUUCAAAGUUCAAGAUCUUCUGCCAGGCUAUUCGUACAAAGUCCGUGUCUCUUGCUCGUCCUCCGAAUUUAAAAGUCCGGUAAGAUCUAUAUAUUUCAUUUCCGGAUGCUUCCUCUCGCUGGAAAAAGGUUUCAUGCAUGUUUUCGUGUCAAAUAUUCAGGAAUGAAACUACAUUCCUACGCAUGUUAAACUGUUAUAAUGUCAAACUAUUAUUAGGUAAUAUAUCAGUAUAUAUAGGUCCGAUAUUUCUCUACAUACCGAGCAAGCGAGGUUAAUAAAAAGUUUAUUAUAUGGUAUUUAUAGGCAUUUAUACUUGAAACAAACAUGGAAUGCUUGUUUUGAAAUGCAUAUUAGUAGCGUGGUAUACACAUUCGGGUGAAGAAAACAAAAAAUAUCAGUGUAUUCCUUGUUUUCCACUAAAAGCCAUUCGUGGAUAUCUUAUUAAUAACAAAUAAUUGUGCUUCUCAGCCAAUCACAGUCCGCCAUUUCACCGCCAUUUAUCUUACUUUUCAUUCUUUUUCAAUUCAAUGUAAAUAUUUUAUAUAUUGGUAAAUAGGUAUUGUUGUCGAGCACUUAUACCAUGAUUCCCUGGCUCGACUGAUUGGGCAACCAUACUCUGUGUCACUCGACAUGCAUUAAAUAAAUUAUUCUAUUCUAAGGGACGAGUAACCAAUCAGAUGCGUUUGAUAUAUCCGAUUAACCAAUCAGAUGCGUACUAAGAGUAGUGAUAGCGGUAGCGGAAGUCCAGUCUGAACCUCGCGCAGAUGUCGACUUUACGACGUUAGGAAUGUGGUCGUAUUUUGUUUUAACAUGAUAACAUAUUAACAAGUUCCGCCGUUUUAGUAUAAUACAGCAGUGCAUACUAUAUAAGUAACGUUUUCUUUCUAUUUCAUAAAUGUGAUCGAGCUAUUUUCUGUAGUCGUCAGAAGUGAUGAACAUUAAAACAUUGCCAGUCAUUCCUGAUCCACCUUCUGCACCACGACAAGUGAAGAGCCGCAUAUCACAAGCUUAUGCCAUUCAACUCGAAUGGGGUAAAUAUAUCUCAAGAUUAUUACUAUAUUGCAUUGUUUUUAGUUAAAAUCUUAUUAUUUACUAUAAUUCGCCCAAAUUACCAUUUACAUGGAGUCAUAGAAUAGGGCUAAAGGAAACGUCUAGAAACAAUAUAUAUAAUAAUAAUUUGCAAGUUUCAACAACUAUGAUUUUUCUUUAUAAUUAAGUGCAGGAAUGUUUUUGAAUCUGAAUGAAGGAGGUGCUUUUUCAUUGUUGCUUUGACAGAGGCGUAAGGUUUAGUCGGGUUUUUUUCUGCUGUUUUAGAGUAUCAUUUCGCACAUCGAUUCAGUUGUAAUUAUAAAUUUCCUAUAGACUUUCGCAAAAUAAUUUUUGAGGAAGUAAUUUGCAAAAUAGUGAAGAAUUUCCGAAAGUCGAUUGUUUAUGCUUGCUUGUGUUUUCAUUUUUCAAACAAGUUUAGUAGAAGUCGACUUGGAGCAAGUCUAUGAAUUUCUUUCAUGAUGUAAACAAUAAUUCGCGAAUAUUUCUAAUAUAAGAUUUACUUAAGGUGGCUCCCUACAGUUGUUUAAGCAUGGGACUGGUAACGAAAUGACUUGAUGAAAUUUUAUCACGUCAGCAAAAAUUUUAUUUGACCGCGCAAGGUUUGUAAUGCAAUAACAUUUUUUCCUUCGGUCAAUAUUUCUGAAAUUUUGUAUUUUAAAAGUACUAGUCAUUUAUUGCAAUAUACUCAAUUUUUUUAAAAAUUCUAUAUAAAACAGUUUUUGUGAAACAAAUUUCGCGUAAUAUCUCGAAAACCCACCCCCACCCCACCCCCACCCCCAAAGAAACUUUGACCGAAGGAAAUGUUAAUAAAUUCAUUUUUAGUCCAAAAUUUGAUCUUUGCCUGCUGUCGUUUAGGCCACUUGUGGCAAAAUAAAUAAGUAAAGAUCGCGAAUCGAAUUUUCUAUCAGUUUGUUACGAGAUUAAAUUUUGAUUUUUGAAAUAUAGCAUGGUUUAUGCUUAUAAUUCAUUAUAUGCAUGUGAAGAAUUAGCAGCUUGGAAACUUCAAUUCCACAAUUAUACAGUAAAUCAAGCUUUUGGCUAUCAUGUUCUUACAAUCUUAAAUGUUACUCAAACUCAAACUUCCACAUCAUUAAUAACUGCUCUUGAUAUAUACCACACUUACUGGAAAAAAUAGUGAAAUCCAUACCAUGAAAUUUGCAAUUGCAUCACUAAAUCCAUAUAUAGUAUAUCCAUACUAUUUGCCUACUACAGUAUAUCCAUAGUAGGGAAAUUGCAAUAUGAAAAUUGGAUUUCCAUACUAUUUCCAACAAAGAUACAUUCUAUUUCCAUAAUAUAAGUAUUUUAAACAACAGAUUUUGCAUAAGAACGAUGCAAGACCAGUACUAACGUUUUUGCAAACAGAUACACAUAAAUUAAACUAGUCGUUGUGACUGAAAAUACAUACAAAAUUAUUUGCAACAGUACAAAUUUCGAUUGUUUCCGAGUGGUUUGUUAUACACUCAUUGAAAAUUAUUGAACUCAUUUUUACAAGCGAUACAGCAGAUAUAAACUGAUCCACUAACAAAGGACUGGCAUGUUGUUACUAACGUUUUUGAUUGCAUUUUCCAAAUAAAAAUGUGACAAGACACUGCUGCUCGUUUUUAAAUAGUACAUGAAGUGCGUUUGAAUUAUUUGUCAUCAUUGUAUGAUAAGUGCUAAUGGAAUUGUAUUUUUCUAGAUAUAGUUUUCCGACCGUUAUGUGAAUAUGAUUUAUCUUAUUGUCCAUUUAUGUAAAAAAAGGAUCGUGUUGUUUUUUAUUUAUUCAGAUGCUCCCUCUUACGAUGGUGGUUCAAUUAUUGCAAAUUACAAUGUUCAAAUGAAAGGAGCUGUUGAGGACGGUAAAGUGAUGAGAAUAUUUAAGAACUUUUUAAGAUCCUUGUUAUUGGAUAAACAUGCUCCAUUCCACCCCCAGCCUCACUGAUUUACAACCAGUGUAUAUUUGUAUGGGAAUUUACAAGGGUAUACAUAUGAAAUAACAAUUCAAAUUUGGUACAAUGCUCAUUAAGACAGUAUUCACGAAUUUCACAAGUAGAAUUUACUGCAAUGCUGUCAAUAUAGAGUAGUUUUAAAUUUCAAAUUUCCCAAAGGAAUUAUUAAAGAUCGUUUAAGACUGUAGAAUCAUAAGUCAUUAAAAUCUGAGCAAGUUAACAAAAUAUGUUAUCAUCGAUCCAUCGAACCUAGUACGCAGGCGCUUUGGUGUGUUACACGGUCGCGUGUCGACGUGCGUGUGGUAAUUUUAGCUGAUAUAUCUUGCGAACUGCUUCUCGUCCCGUGUUGAUCGCGCGAUGCAUGGCGUGGCAAUUCAAAGCGCCUGGGUACGAGGUGGCUGGGUUUCAUGCAUUUCUUUUCAGUUUGUCAACUUAAUCUGCCCAUCGUCGCCAAAAUCUUGUGGAUUUCUGAUUUAAUUAAAAUAUUUUUAGAUUUUCGCCAUAUUUUCUAUGGUUCCAAAACAUGUUGCUAUGCUGCUGACCUUCAACCAAAUUGUAAAUAUCUAUUUCGUGUACGAGCUAAAAAUAUAGCCGGCGUAAGUAUAUUUUUAAUUCUGUUAUUAUUGUUUUAAAACUAGAAAUGCGUUCAAUUUCAGCCUGAUCAGCACCAUCAGGCCUGCCAAAGUGUGAGGGUAAUGUGGAUUCCCAGGAACUUGCCAUGUGGUUCAAGCUUGUUAGUGAUCAAAAUAUUGGAGAGAGAGGCUAAUUAAUGUGGUCCCUCUUAUGUUAAGUCCCCUCGCUACUGUUGAUACGUCCCCCCUUUCCGUCUUACCUUUUCUUUCUCACCCACCAUUAUGCAGGCAAGUCCAUGUCUCAUACUGGAAAUAGAAUUUUCACUCGGAUGCUAGCAAAUAUCUGGAUGGUCAUAUCCUAUAGAGGUGUCAGUGGUACAACAUGAUGAAUUUCAAGUCAAACAAAUUAAGUUUACAUUGAUCUAUUCAUUGAUCUAUCCACAUUGAUACAUUGAUCUAUCCACAAAAAAUGGCCAUUGCAUACUAUGUAUAAUGAAAAUUACGUAACUUCGUAAUACACAAUUAUAGCAAUUGACUGGACCGUACGAUACAGAACUUGUUCAGCAGUUAAAUAUUUUUUUCUGCAUGAUAUUUAAUAGCUGUUUUUCUGCAUGAUAGUAAAAAGCUGACAAACUUCAUUGUUCUAUUCCACACUUUAGCUCACACUCUAUUUUAUUUAGUACAAUAUCUAUUAUCAAAUUAGGAAAGCAAGUUUUCUGAAAUUUCAUGUUUGAGCACUGGUCCUGGCCCGCCAGAUACUGUGGAGCAAGUAGUUGUUGCUUGUCGCUCGUCAAGUGCAAUCCACAUAUCUUGGAAGGUAAGUAGUAUAAUAGCAUAUACAGUAUGUCUAAUGUCACCCAUAAUUAAACAUUUUAUAUAAUUGUGUGGUAGUUAGUAAAAUAGAAUAUACUACAAAAAGGAUUACGAGAGAUUAACUUUGUAUUAUCUCAAGACGAAAUUAUCUCAGAGAAAAACAACAACAAGUAUCCGGCCAUGCUGGAACUUGCACCCACGCACACAAUGUCAAUGUACACUACAACAACAGUACUUAAUUUAAUAUGCGGUAUGAAGCAAACCAGUUCAGUUCGCUACGAUAUUAAUUCUAUAUGAUAACAUUAAUCAAAUCAGUCUAGUAUGAAACAAAUAACUAAAUACAAAAAUCUGUAAAUUGUAUUUCCCAGUGCUUUGUUGCGUUAUUUCUGCUCUAACGUCAACUUUGGUUCCAGGCCUUUUUUAGCAUGACGUCGAAACAUAUUUUUGUUAACCAUUUUACAUUAUUUUAGGGUAUCCUACUUAUAUCAUUUUUUUGCAAAAGCAAACGAGAAAAGCAUUAUAUUAUAUUAUAUAAUACUAUAAUUUACAAAUUCAAAUGUUACUAUAUUUCCUUGACUAAUAUUGUUGUUUAUACUAAGGUUCCGAAAACGAACGGCACUCCAGUUACGAGUUACGUGCUGAAAUACGCGAAAGAUCCAAAUGGACCAUUUGAAAAGGUAUAUGCUGAAUGUCAUAUGCAUCACGUUUUCAAAUAAGAAUUCUCAUUGUACACAGUUCCGCUCAGAAAAGCCUAUCUCGAUCUACGCGCUGGCUGUAUUUUGCGGUUUUGUCACGAUUUUUUUGCGGUCGACCUUUACACACGCCAGAGCUGUUAGAUAUAAAUCUAGACUAAUGUAUUCUUGGUGUAUCAACCACAAGUAUUCAGCUAGCUUAAUUGUCCCCAAAAAUAUACAUUCUCACAUGUAUCAAAUUAGUGAGAAAAAAAACAAUAACAGCAACCCAUUUCAUAUACAUAAAGUAAUAUAAAAUACGAAAAUAUAAGCGCCAACACUUUUUGCCAAAAUCUAAUUUUGACGAACAACUUCACACGCACCUAAACAUUCUGAAUUAAACAUCGUGGUGAACCACGGCAGAACCGCAGAUUGUGAAGUGAGAAGAACUAAUCAUGGAUUUUAAAUGACCGUACGUAUGCCGCAGAAAACCAACGCUAAACUUAAUAGUCAAUGAGGUUUGCUUUCGUUGCAGUUAUAUGAAGGAGCUAUGAAUAAAUACGAGAUGAAGAAGAAUAUUUUGCCUUCAACAAUAUAUUUCUUUAGAGUUCAGGUAAAAUUACACGGUUUGUUAAAAAAAUAUUUACAAAAUUUAUUAGGGAUCAUAUCCGGCCAGAUAGAUAGAAAUAUCCGCGGCCAGAUACUGGAUCAUGCCUUCUUUUCAGGUUAAAAACUAGAAAAUACAUGCAUGCACAAACCCCUCGCCCUGCUGACAAAACCAUUGUAUUUUACGAACAUGAAGUAUUUAAAGUACUGUAGUUGUCAAAGUAACACGAUAAUUUUUUAAGAAUAUUUUUCCAAAAUGAAAAAUCUCCUAAAAAUAUCGUUUUUAAUUACAAAUUUAUCAAUUUCCCAAACAUAUAUAUGUUAGGUAUGUUAUUAUACGUAAUAUAAGCUUCAAUUUAAGGUAAAAUUCAACCACAAACGCUUCGCAAAAUGUUUUAAACUAAACUGCCUUUAUCGAUAAACUUGGAUUUGAAAUAAAAUGAUUUCAAAUUCUCGCAUGCAAAUAACUUUCCUUUCUUUUUUAUUUAAAAAAUUCAAUAUAAUAAAAAAGGGUAACCAUAAAAAUACACUGAAAUUAUAUGCUACAGUAUCACAGAGAAGAGAUAUCUCUUCUCUGUGGCAGUAUCUUGUUUCAUCAUACGCAACGAUCGGCUUUUAAAGCAAUUAUAAGGCAAACAAUGCCUCAAUAUUUAAAACAAACUUACCUUCGUUAACAUCGGCGCCUUUACGCCGUUCUUUUAACAAUUCUUUCUCCUUUAUUUUAUCAAAAAGCUUUGAAAUUCACAAAAUUUUGCAAAAAUGAAAUGUAUUUGCAAGAAAUCGUCAAACUUUGAUCAAAUCAAGAAAUGUUUGCUAUUUCGCUGUCGUCAUGCAGUCGUCAUGCAGUCGUUGGCUCGGGGAUGAUUUAAUAAGGCUAAAAAAGUAGGAGUGUCUAUGAUAAUUUUACUUUAAAUGAUCAUAUAGAAAGGCUGGCGACAUUAUUUUCAAAAUUUUAAUGCUUGUUUGUAAAUGGGGUUCUCCUUUGACUUUGAACUUUGUGAGCGAGGCUUUUACAACCAUAUAUGUUUACCGAUGUUAGACUGUGAAGUUAUUUCCUGUUAUUUCAAGUAUCAUUUCUAGUGAAAAUAUUAUAAACAUCUUCACUUUUUAACCAAUUAAAAUUAUUACUAAGUUAACCUUAACUGAGGCCCGAGUCUGAUAUGAAAAAUAUCCUAGGCGGGGAAGGACUAGGAAGGACAUGAACGUACUCAUGGAUAUUGAAUUCUCUUUCGUUCUUUUAGGCGUGUAGUGUUGCAGGGUGCAGUGACUGGAGUGGUGUAUCCUCAUGUCAAACUUCUGCCGCUCCUCCAGCACAAGUUGAUAGCAUAAAACUGGUGAGAAAAUUGUAUUUUAAACAACAAACAACAAUAGAUUGUUUUCUAUCUCAAUAUGGUGCUUAGUGCGGAAAACCUGUUAAUAUAGGGCUGUUUCAUUCAAAUCCCUUCCCUGGCAGUAAAUACACUGGCCACUGGGGCAUUUAUAAAUAUUAUUUUCUGUUUGGCAUGACGAUUUUUACAUUAAUAGAGGAAGCAGAAGAAUGAAUAAAUUGUUGGAGAACAAUCGUAGACAAUAGAAAGGAAUUCCUCUUCAUUGUCUCUUCAUGCAGAAUGGUUUAUCUAGAAAGAGACAUUUUGUUCGCUGACAUUCAUUCUCAGUUCUAAAGGAUAUAAUUACUUAUUUGUGUAAUUGAUAUGUGUGUUUAAUUACAAAGUUGACUAUAAAUAUGUGUUUAAUUACAAAGUUAACCCAACUUACAUAAGCCGGUUGUAUGCGACCUCUUUGAAUAACUCAUUUGCCUUCCCAUUUACUUCCCACCAGAUUAGUCGGUCAGAAACGUCACUGACCAUUGAAUGGAAAAAACCAUACCACAAUGGAGCUGCUAUUCUCUCAUAUAAUAUUGACGUCAGUGGACGUAAAGUGCUGUCAUAUGUACCAGAUAUGUUUGAAAAUGAUAAUACUGACAAUACUGCUGAUGGGGACACAUUGACGUACACCAUUUUAGAUUUGCAACCAAACACACAAUACAGGUAAAUGGUGAAACUGAUGAUAUACCAAACAUUGGAGUAGUUUAUACAGAUUUCAUGCAAUCGAUCAAGUUUGGUGCAUGUAUAAUAGAACUCAUUUGUAUUUCGCACAGGGCUUCGCAUAAUUAAUAUUCAAGUAAUUGUUUUGUUUCGUUUUCUUUGAUAUUCAUGAUACAAUGAUUGAAAGUGCUAUAGCCUAUAAAAGGCAACUAUUUAUAAUCAAACUAAAUGUCAUUGUAGAAAACCGAAUAAAUGGUAACAUUUGGGUGUGUGUAACACACCAAAGAUUGUUUUAACCUGGAUGGGUUGUUAUAUUAGCUUUCUGGAGUGUGCUGUUGUUCAUUCUCCUUCACUCUAACCAUAUAGAUUACGUAUACAAGGUGUCAACAAGUCUGGUUGUGGAACAUUCAGGUAAGAUGUAUUGAUUCAACGCAAAAUAACCUGCAUAUUAUAAUAACUAAAAUGGAUUAAAAUGGUUAUUUUGUAUCAGUGCUUCCACUUGCAAGGAUUUUCCCUGCAGCAAGAAAAUAUUGGUCCUUGCAAGGAAUAUGCAAGAAAAUGAGUUUUACAAGGAAAUGGCAAGGAAAAAUACAAAAAUUAAAGGAAAUUGCAAGGAUUUCUGUAACUUAUACCAGUUACAAGUCUAAAACCACUUAAACCAGUAAAAAUGAACUUAUAUAUAGUAUAGGGCUAACAAGAGAGGUACGGAAGAAUCUGAAAAUACCAUUUCCGGCGAUCUAGAGACUAUAAAUUUCACAAUUUGGCGUUCAGCGCCUUGUGCCAGUGCCAUUCGACCCCUCCACCAUUAUCAAGCACCCUACGCCCUGGAUAAACAUAAUGUAUGUGGAGCUGAUACUUUCGUAGAGGGAACUCUUGAAAGCUUGUCCAAAUUUUCAGGAAAUGUCAUUUAUGACCUUAACCAUACUCGAUUUCUCGUAGGGCCUAUGAUACAUUUGCCUCAAAUUUGCCUGAAUUUUGUAAUGUAAUGUAAGAUCUUUAUUUACACAGGGUGACCCAAUCAGUGAAUGUUCACUGUUAUCCUUAGGGGCCCUGAAAAAUAUACAGUAUAUCUUCAAUACAGUUUUAUCUAAAAUAGUAUAAAAUUAUCUAAAAUCCCUACAAUAAACUAACUAUCUAUAUGUCCCGAUCGACUUAAUUAGACUUAUUAAAAACCUUGCAUCCAUAAUAAUAAAAAGAAUUCUUUGCACAUUCAGUUCUUACUUUAGGCAAACGAAGUUUGUCUGAUUGUCUUGUUAUUCGCGAGGAACUGUCACGAUUAAAAACGAAAUAAUUAUUAAAAAAUUGUGGACAUUUUCCUAGAAUACAUUUUUUAACCAGUUUGAGAACUUGUACGUCUCUUCUUGAUUCUAAGCUGUCCCAUCUGAGGCUUUCCAUUGCGUCAUCACUUCGCGGGUACCUGGAAAUCUCUCUGGCAGCACACGUUUGGAGUAUCUCGAGCAUUCCUUUGUUUUGCUCACCACAGCACGUCCAAAUACUGUCCCCAUACUCCAUAAGAGGGCGAAUGAACGACUUAUAAACCGUUGCCGCCGCAUUUAGGGUCAGGUUGUUCCGUAGUCGACGUAACAUGCCAAUUCUUCUGCCCACUUUCAUUGCUACAUUAUCAACAUGUGAAUGCCAAGACAAAUUUGCAUUUAAAGUAAUACCAAGGUAACAAUAACCAGUUACACGCUUCAAUGGAAAGCCAUCAAUUGAGAGCUCAUAAUUAGUUACCUUCUUGAUUUUUUCCACCGUUUGGGUGGCAGGGAAAUGUGGGGGAAAGGAAUUCUUGAGAUUAUGAAAGGAUUUUUGAACAAGCAGCUGUGGAAGCACUGUUUCGUAUGGCCUUUUCUCAAAAUCGUCUGUCCUCGAUUUUCUUGAUAUCAUGCACGCGAAGGCAGUUCGUUGUACAGUGACCGAACUGCUAUAUAGUAGUAUAGGUCUGGGAGUUUUUUGCCUGGAAUAGUUUGGAUUUUCUGCAUAUUCAUUUAUUUAGCAUUCAUUUUCAUAUUGCCCUUCUUAAACAUUGAAAGUAAAUGUUUGUUUACUUUCCAUUCCAUUUGCCUUUCAGUUGUAACGUCACCGGAACAACAGGAAAGAUUCCUCCCGAUGCACCUGUCCUAGAUAUGGCAAACAGCUCUUACCAAAGUGUCAAACUUCGUUGGUCAUUUCUUCGCCCACAAAGUGAAGCUAGUGAGUUAACAUAUGAAUUGCAGAUGAAAUGUAACGAAACCAGGUAUGCAGUAUACUUAUUUAUAUAAUAACGUUAAGAAUUCAAGUGCUUUCAUUGGUCGAGAGCCAUGAUCUAUUAGAGGACAGACGCACGGGAUUAUGUCACAUCAUGAUGCGUGGAUCAUGUACGCGUGAUAUUUGUAAAAUUUCGACUUUUUCAAAUUUCCAAAUGUUUGGGUGGAUAAAAAGCAAGCUAUUUACCUGUUUAAUUCGGGGUUUUCUUUUUAUUAUAGAAAACAAAUAGAUAAGAAUUUUCCGUUGUCUGUUCAGUUAUAGAUACACAGUAUGACAUCAUGUGGCAAGAACAGAAAAGUGAUCCACUCGCCUCGGCGACUCGUGCCACUUUUUUGUUCUUCCCACAUUAUGACGUCAUACCGUGUAUGCAGGGCCGCCGAGAGGUUGGCGGGGGCCCGGGGCAAUUUUUUUUGGGGGGGCCCUCCUAUCUAAAAAAUUUUUCAGAACAACCUCCGCCCCCCCCCCCCGUCGCCAAAAAUUUUCGGUUUGUGUACCAUUUUAGGGGUAAAAAUUUUUUUCCGGAGUAAAAAAAUUUUCCGGACGAGUACGUUGCAAUUGCUUUCCAGGGACUUUAUCUCAUUUUUUUAUGUCAAAUUUAAAUUUCGGUACUUAGCCCAAGAAAACAGAUAUCUUGUCCUUUGCGCGGAAAUAUUUAACACACAAAAAAGACUGGGGCCCAACAAAAAAUUUUCAGGGCCCCCAGCACCUCGGGGCCCGGGGUAAUCCCCCCCUGCCCCCCCCCCCUCUCUGCGGCCCUGCGUGUAUGUAUAACUGAAGAGACAACGGGAAAAUCUUAUCUAUUUGUUAAAUAGGACUACAUUCUACUUAAGCGUUUUUCAUACAUAUAUACAGGUAUACGCACGCGGAAAAGUUUAAAUCCAUAUAAAUGUUAUACUCUAUGAUUUAAUGUGCUUAAUUGUUGGUGCAAUUAGAACUUAUAUAAAAUAAAGAAAGACUUAAACUUACACAUUUUAACUGGAAUGCAUUAUGCAACGCGAUUUUGCCCUAAUUUAAUUGAUCUUCUUUGAUGUACAACAAAAGCAGCUGGUAAUUUUUUACAUCACAUAUAGCUAUCAUUUCGUUUUCAAAUCAUUUGUAUUUGUAUUUAAUUAGAUCCUUAGUUAGCUAAUGCUAGUUUACACAAGGUCUAUUUUACCUAAAUAAUUAAUGACGUAACUGCUGGACAACCAAAUAAAACUGAUCCAAAAACAACCAAAUUGCAAGUGAAUUAAAGUACAAGAACUUUUUUAAAUACACUUCAUAUAGUUAUUUUAGAAUGAAUGCAUGUCAACAUAGAGUUCCAUUCUUGUUAUCCAGGUUAUUAUUUGAUUUUUUUUUUAUUAUCAAAUAUUUGAAUUUCUUUGUGUUGUUGUGAUGUGACGUUGUGUAAUUAUUGAAAAUUGAGUUUUCAAACCAUACCCCAACAUUCGCUUAAAUAAUUCAAAACAAUCUAGAACAAUUGUAAAGUCCCAUACAUAUUGAUUAAUGAAGGAAUCUAAAACUAUAAUGAUCUUUGAAUAUAGUUUUGAGACAGUCUUUAAAAGCUCAACGACAUCGCAGAAAGUUAGUAAACUCCAAGAGCAAACCACGUACAAUUUUCGAAUUCGUGCGGCAAAUGAAGCUGGUUAUGGCCCGUACUCAAAGAUCAUGAGUUGCAAGACUGCUAUACAACCUCCGGCUGUAAUAAAAGGUAAUUACGCAUUUUUGUUAAGCUAGCGGUUACAUGCAGUACUAUUCCCAUUAGUGUUUUGGUAAGUUAAUGCUUCAUGAGUUCUUUAGGUUCUAGAUACAUUCUCGAUACAUUAAAUAACAUGCCAUUAGUGAUGACUACGCUGCUAAAUAAAUCUGACAAUGAAAUUUGCAUGCAAUGAUGUCAAGACAUUAAGGCAUCGUCGAACAUUUUGUCUUUUAACGAAGACGUUGAACACCUUAUAUAUCAGUUAGAUUAAGUGCUUUACGAAGGCAUAAAGUUCAUUGUUAUAUAGCUAGUGUGAACACCAAACGUGAUUGGCUGAUUUGUAGUCACGUGGCUUUAGAUAAAUGCAUUGUAUCCCGCCCGGGCAAUAAGUGAAAAAUUGUUGCCCGCCCCGACCGGCUAUACGUACAUAAGGCCAAUGAAAAUUGAUAUCAUGUUUCUCGUCCACAAUUUUCAAAAAUUUGGAGCGGGAUUUUUUCAUUUUUUAUUUUUCAUUAUUUUUUGUAUUUGAAUUCUGCUUGUAAGCCGAUCGGUGUAUAAUUCAUUUUAAUUUAAUACGUCCUACUCUACAGUAUAUUUCUACGCAUACCAGGGCUGACAUGAAAAAUAGAGGCAUUCUGGCGAGUAUUAUCUUUAAAAAGAUACAAUUUAAGUUGCGCUUGCGGAAUGCAGCAAUAAGACUUUGAUCUGGAGAUCAAUCUGGUGUUUUGUUAAGCCUAUUUUUCAAAAAUAAUGAAUAAUGAAAAAUUUUCGUGCGGCAGAUAAAACCCAUGCGGGCGGGGACGAGAAACAUGAUAUCAAUUUUCAUUGGCCUAAAUAAACAAAAUGGCGGCACAAAUUUAUACUAUUUAAACUACUGUUUUCGUGGCUUUGUGUUAAAAUAAAUAAUGUAAAAGAGAAGAAAAAUACAUAACAGGCAACAGGAUAUGCUGCUGAAACCAUUUAAGUAGGUUUUUAAAUUUUAAACUCGUUUACGCUAUAGAGUUUUUGUCAUGAAAUACAAAUAUUGUUGUAUGAAUGUUGUUCAAUGUUGAUAUUUGUUUCGUCGCUAUAUAACAAAACACUUAACGUCUUUUCCCUCGGGAAAUAGUUAGUUUUGUUUUCCCUCGAAUCUCAAUGUUUCCCUCGACUUCGUCUCGGGAAACAUUGAGAUUCUCGGGAAAACAAAACUAACAAUUUCCCUCGGGUGCAGACAUUAAGUGUAUAUUAUCUUGGCAAGGGUGUGGCCACAGUCUUUGGAAAAAUAUAUUAUCCCAUAUAUGCCAUAGAUAUCUUAAAUACACUAGAUAGUGCAUCUAAUUAUUUUGCAAUUCAAAAAUUGAAGCCGUGAUUGCAGUCUCAGGUCGUUCCCAUGAAAUGAGAAGAUUCGUAUGUUUUCUAUUUCUUAAACAGGGAACUUAAACAUUAAGUUAACCCUAUGCCAAAUACGUUUUUAAACUAUUCAAAUGAUGAAAGUUAUUGUUGUUUUUAAUCAUUUAUUAGCAAGUGGGAACGACCAAUAUGGCCGCCAUCUAUUCAAAUGGGGGUAACCGCUGGAAUAUUCUUGGCUUCAUUUUUAAUAAAAGAGAUGCGCUAUCUAGUGUAUAUAAGAUAUCUAUGAUAUAUGCCAAGACUUGAGAACGGUGAUUUAUUAAGAAGGCUUCCUCUCAUUGGUGGGCGAAAUGCGUAUACUGACUGUUAUAUACUAGCUUGUAAAGAAAUGCCUCUUAGGAUAGUUCCACCAUAUCUGCUAAAUUAUUUUAAGCGUAACAUGUUACUUAAUCAUUUAUAUAGAAUUUUAAUUUUUACGAGCAUUUCCUUACCAAAGUUCUGCUGGAGAAAUUAGACGCUCGUUUUACUAUAAUGAACUUCACAUUAUAAUUAUAGCUUCGCAAGUCAUGUAAAACUCAAGAGACAUUACAUGCAGUUAGGCAAUAUGGGGUGAUUUGUAUAAAUACAUAUAUAUGAAAGAAAUAUGAAAGAAAUUUCAACCCAUCAGUGCAGAUAAGAUAUCCGAACUGUAAUGUGACACUGUCAUAGCAAGAAUUUUUCUGAAUAAUUUCUAUUCAGAUAGAUAACAUAGUGUAUUAUUCUUUAUCACAACUUAUUAUUGAGACCAUUGGUUCUCUCUCUCUCUCUCUCUCUCUCUCUCUCUCUCUCUCUCUCUCUCUCUCUCUCUCUCUCUCUCUCUCUCUCUCUCUCUCUCUCUCUCUCUCUCUCUCUCUCUCUCUCUCUCUCUCUGUCUCUCUCUCUCUCUCUCUCUCUCUCUCUCUCUCUCUCUCUCUCUCUCUCUCUCUCUCUCUCUCUCUCUCUCUCUCUCUCUCUCUCUCUCUCUCUCGUUUGACCAGUUAACGUCUAUAAUAUUUCUUCCUGUCAUUCAUUAAUUUAGGAUUGUGUUGUUCCAACUUAAGCACAAGUGCUGUGACCCUUUCUUGGAAAGAUGCCCCUCUUAUUCAAGAAACUGAUCAUAUCACAUAUAUCUUAAUCGGGAGAGAAAAAGAAAAAAGAGAUUCGGAACAGGUAGUGCUUUUUAAUUUUUUGAGUCUGGCAACAAAAAUUACAAUUUUGUUACCAACUUUGCUCAGAUAGCUAUUUUCAAUAUUUUUGUGAAAUUCUGUGAAAAUGUCUUAAAUUUCUUCUUUUUAGCUUUAUGAAGGGAAACUAACAAGCUUCGUGUAUGGUAAUGUGACGUCGGAGAAAAGCUACAGUUUCCAGGUUUGUGCUGUACGGACAGUGGAAAACGGAGCAAAAAUUCAAAGUCCUUUUUCUGUUGUUUUAUCGUUGACUAUUCCUUCUGAAGUAACGCAAAUUGCACCUAUCGCGCUAGGAAACCAAGCUUCCAGAGAAAACCAUUCACAACUCAGAAAACUUUCUGAAAAACAGUUGGCUGGGAUCUUUUUCCUAGGGUUUGCUUUCGUUGUAUUUCUUAUUUCACUGCUUGUUUCAUUCCUUGUUAGUUGAGAUCUUUAUAGGUUCUCAAGAAACCUGUAAGUGGCUUAAUAUAUUGUAAGCUGGCUUCUUAAAAUGUGCUUUGGUGUUAAAAACAAUUUAAUUUAUGUUGACAUAGAAGAAAUUAAAUUAAUAUUAUUUCUUAAUAUGAAGUAUGCAUGUUAUAACUAUUAAUGUAAUAAUCUCGUACGUGAUGACUUACAAAGUGAGUUAAUGUAUAUAUGUACCACAGAAGUUGGUUUUCCUGUCAAAUAUAUCAUUAAAGGCUAAUAUAUUUCGUGAUGAUACUCACCUAUGCUUAUGUGUGUCUCGAUACAGCCAUAGGAGCAAUAUAGGCAUUACAUUAAUUGCAGUGACGUUCAUGACGUUUAGUUUUUUUACGUCUGUGAUCAGCGGAACGCUUCCUGGAAAUAAUUAUGGAAUAUGCAUUGGCCACAUGUAAUACAAAUUGCAGUAACGUCUCGUUAAAAAAUCGAUAACAUUGAUUUAUUUUGGUGUUAUAUAAGAC